CAGGGUCAGCCAGGGAAACGCGGUUUCUCGACCCACUUUCUCAGGAGACGUGUCCCCACUGAGCCCUGGGAUCAGAGACUCGAAGACUCACGGAAGGAAGGCCGCCCGGAGGUCCCCAGAGCUCACGGAGCUGCAUGACUGAGGGGGCCCUGAACCUGCUCUCCAGGGAGGUGACGCUGUCCAUGGUGGCCACACCCAGUGAGGGUUUCUCCUGUCCCCACUGGAGGUCCAACUGCCUGUCGCCCACAGGGGAACAGAAGCUGGAUAUUGAGCACCUAGGCAGGGCGAGCACGAGCAAGCCCCCCAAUGACGGACCCCUCUGGGAGGAAGCGCUCGUCGGCAAAAUCAGGACCAUGUCAGCCUUGCAGAAGAGCCAGGUGUUGGAGGCCAUCCAGUGCCACAUCCGGGAGCACACCCAGCUCAUCAGGAAAGAGGUGCCCAACGCUGGCCUCCAGGAGCUCCUGGCGGCCUUGAACCUAGAACUCAGGCAGCCUUUGGAGAAGACCUUCCUCUUCCACUUUUACGGGCUGAUCCUCCGAGAGUGCUCCUGUGUGGACCUGGUGAGGAGGCACCUGGCCAGCCUCCUGGAGCUGUCCCACCAGUCAUCCGGCCAGCGGGAGGGCAUUGCCGUGGCCAUCGGCAUUGUGUCCUCCAGGCACAUGCAGGAGGUGUGGGCCACGCUGGAGCACGUGGGCCGCACCAGGUUCCUGAGGACUGUCUUCACGUCCCCAGACAGCCAGCAGCCGGAGCCGGACACGCACUGGAGAUGGGCUGGCAGCACCUCCCUGCUCUGCUACGGGCAGAUGGCCGCGCACGCCGGGGCGCAGAUCCUGCCCUGGGUGGACAACAUCGUGUCCAGGAUGGUGUACUACUUCUCUUGCAGCCGCUACGACAACAUCCUCAAGACCAGCUUCCUUUCGGCCACCAUCAUGCUUUUGAAGGCUCUCAGGCAGAACAGCACCCCGAGCUACAAAUUCUCUCAGAUCCCAGAGCUCAUCCAGUGCCUCCUGUGCAUCCUUCAGAAGGAGCCCAACUUCCUGACCACCCUCUUCCGGGAGAAGAUCAUAUUGAUCAUUGUGGGACUGAGCAACCUGCGGCCCGGUCUCAAACCCAUGGUCAAGUCCCAGAUCCUGCAGACCUGCCUGCAGAGCCUGUACACGCUCCCACCCACGGAGACGCUCAGGAGCAGUUUACCUCCAUUGGACGUGGCCCCGGACGUCACGGCACUGUACCGGAAGUCGAUGCAGGCAUUGGACCUGCUGCUGCAGAGCCUCAUCUCCGAGAACAAGAGUGUGGACGAGCUAUGCUUCAUCCUGCAGCACAUGGAGCCGUGGCUGAAGUCAGACAGCAGCCACGAGCGCCAGCGGGCGGUGCAGACCAUCUUCCUGUUCCUCAAGUACGUGGUGGACUACGUGGGGCUCACUGUGAGUCGCCUCGCCCGGCACCCUCGGGAGGGCAGCCAGGAAGGAGGAGGCCACCCCCUCCAUGCUGGGCCACCAGAUAGGCCUGCUCAUGCUGCUGUGGAGGGACAAGGAGCCCGUCACCCAGAGCCACGCCCACCAGUGCGUGUACCUCCUCCUGCAGCUGCUGACCCAGCAGAAGGCACGUCGGAGUUCACGUAUUUGAAUAAAAUGAAGAACUUUGAAGCAAAUGCCAGGAGGAAAUCAGAAAUGAAGUUCUACGACCUGGUGCUGGAUGGGAACCUGACCGUGGCCCAGCACACGCAGCUCGUCCUCACUCUCCUGCGAGGGCUCUGCAGCCACAACCACCUGCGCUGUGACCUGGCCUCACAGUUGCUCCUGAUGAUCGUCGAGGACCACAGCAUCAAGGCAGAGCAGGUGGCUGAGAUCCUGCAGGGUUUGUUCCAGGAGCUGCCCUCUAUCAUCUUUAAGAACGCCCUGCAGACCGUGAUGCAGGCCGUGUCAGUGUUGGGGACUCAGCACACCCAGGAGACAGUCGAGGUGAUACUGUCCCUGUGUCACCCCUCUGAGAGCGUCUCAGGGAGCACCGGCUUGUCACAGGCCCACAGCACCUUGGACAGGGAACAGAGUUCUGGGGGAUGCAGACAGGUCAUACCCCUGUGGAAGGCCCUAGCCAGCAACACCCAGCUGGCCCGCAAGGUCCUCACCCUGCUCUACGUGAAGCUGAGGCUGCGACCCCCCAAAGAGCUCAUCAGGUUCACCCAGCAGGCGGAGCUCAUCUCCCUGCUGGCCCUGGGUACCAUUUAUGAGCUCCUGUACACCCGGGAGUACAAGGCCACGGUGCGCUGGGCCUUCGCAGGGGUCCUCGUGGGCUUGCUCACGCAGCUCCGUUACCUGUUUGAGCUGGAUGUGGUGGACGGCAUCUCAGACUACCAGGAGGAUGUCCUAGACAGGAAGCCCCUCAGCCCCUGCAGGACAUGCCUGGAGGCCCUGAAGGGUCUCUUCUGGACCACCAACUACUGGGAGGUGUUUGCCUACCUCAAGCUGCUGAGAGGCUGGGAGCUCUUUGAGCACAUGGAAACCUACACCGAGGGGGUGACCCUCUUGGCUAGGGCCAUGGCCCACUAUGACUGUGAGGUCAAGGCCGUCUUGGGACAGGCGGUCAUCUCCCUGAAGAGCUCUGAGGAGCGGGACAACAUCGUGGCCAUCCUCAUCAUCACGGAGUUUCUCAACAGCCACGAGCUCACCCAGUACAUGUCUCGGAGAACCGUGGACAACUUCCUGAGCCUGGGCCUGAACAACCCCAACCAGCUGGUGCGGGCCAUGAGCCUGAAGGGCCUCAGCAGUGCCCUGAUGCAUCCUGAGAAGGUGAUGCUGCUCCGGAACCGGCUGGCCGGGCUGCUGGACGGCUUCGUGGGGCCCGAGCCCAAGGACCUCAUGGGCCUGAUGGAAAUCCUGGGCGACAUCCUGCACCGCCUGGGGGCCCAGGGCGUCGGCGCCACCAGCCUCAGGAUGGCCCAGCACCUGCUGCAGCUGUUCGACGAUGAACAGGCCGACGUGCGCGGAGGGGCCAUCCUCCUGUACGGAGACGUGCUGUACAGCGGCGGCAAGAAGUACCAGCAGGCACUCAAGAAUCACGCUUUCCAGGCCCUGGUGCCACUGUUCUUCCACCUGGCCGACUCCUGCCCCAAGGUGGUCAUGAAGACAAAGCUGACCUUCCUGCGCUGUGCCGUCCUGCUGAAAUGGGAGUUCCGGAAGGAGCUGUUUGGGAAGCUGGCAUGGGGUCGUGGCCUCAGCGCCGAGAACGACGUUUUCAUCUACACGGUGGAGAGCAACCUUGGCAACUACCACCGGUUUCUCAUGCAGGCGUUGACUUACCUGAGCAGCCCCGACAGGAACCUGAAGCAGGCGGCCAUGAAGUUCAUCAGGGGGAUGCUGCAGGACUACUUUCCCGACCUCUGCAUCUGUCUGAGGAAGGCCGACGUGAGGACCCUCAGGAAACACUUGGAGAUCCUGAAGCAGGACCCAGACUCCAUGAGCCGCAGAUUCUACAGCAGCUUCCUGGAGGACAUCUGGGAGCUGUCCCAGUACGUGACCCACUGAACCGUGGCUCGAUGUCGUGCUGGUUCCCGGCGUGUGUUUGACAUUCUCUAUUAAAUGUGACAGAGUUCCCUUUGGCCUCCCUGGGCU
Prionailurus viverrinus (fishing cat) is the source of this 3611-nucleotide messenger RNA. Its product is annotated as maestro heat-like repeat family member 5. The record is from RefSeq and is a predicted model, not a curated record. Lineage: Eukaryota; Metazoa; Chordata; Mammalia; Carnivora; Felidae. The coding region runs from base 135 to 3524 and encodes 1129 amino acids. The transcript has 29 exons. Gene Ontology annotation, cellular component: cytoplasm.